Doryrhamphus excisus (bluestripe pipefish) is the source of this 2666-nucleotide messenger RNA. NCBI's taxonomy places the organism in Eukaryota, Metazoa, Chordata, Actinopteri, Syngnathiformes, Syngnathidae. The record is from RefSeq and is a predicted model, not a curated record.
GAGAUGGAUGGAUGGAUGGAUGGAUGGUGAGGAUAGAGAUGGAUGGAUGGACGGGUGGAUGUUGAGGAUACAGAUGGGUGGAUGGAUGGUGAGGAUAGAGAUGGAUGAUGGAUGGGUGGAUGAUGGAUGGAUGGAUGGAUGUAUGAUGGAUAGAUAUUCUUCAUAUUUGGAGCCCCAAUAUUCCGUAACUUGGUUUAUUCCAAAGCAUGCGUGUGUCUUCUUGUGUCCUGCAGACAUCAGUGAGGAUCUCCUCAUCUCCUCAUCUCCUCAUCUCCUCAUCUCCUCCCUGAGCAACAAGUGAGCAGGAGGAGCCACCGGUCAGUUCGUCCUCUCAGCUGUCGAGUUUGUUCGAGGAGCAGCUCUUUAGAUGGCGGCUCCAUUUCACCACUUGGUUCAGGCCGUAAUGACACCUCCAGGCCUGAGGGAGGCGCUGGUGCGCUACAAUGUUCCGGCUAUGUAGGGUAACUAGUGGUACCGGAAGUAGUGCAUUAAAAAGCCUCACAGGAUCGAAGUCCGUGUCAAUUCCUUCGUUUUUAGGUUUUUAGUGUGCUUUUGUGUGUCGUGGAACAAACUACACGAUAGUAGUUUUUUUUUACUCCAGGAUAAACUAAUCUCAGUUUGAAGCUUCUCGGUCUAGCUUAGCUUGCAAGCUGCUAACAAAGACGAACGUUCUCAAUGCCUACUGCGCAUGCGUCUGUCGUCAUUUAGCGCUACUGUUUUAGCAACGACGAGGUUUCCAAAAAGUUAGCAAGGCGGCGAGGUUGUUCCCACGCUGGUUCCCUUUUAUCACCUCGGUUUUCUACUUUGUUGGCUACUGCUAAGAAUAACAAUCGUCUAUUCGUCACCGUGAAGCUUCUCGGGCUGGCUUAGCUUGUUAGCUGCUAACAAAGACGAGUAAGAGAUCGAGUGUGUGAAAGGAUGGCGGAGUACCAGGAGGUGCUUCGUCCGACAAAAGAGGAGAACGAAGGAGAACGUCGACGACUGGACGCAUUUGUCAGGAAGCAGCGAGCAGAUGUCAGAGCGGAGGAUCUUCCCCCCGAAUGGCCCCCCCAUGUUAAAGAGGAAGGGGAGGAGCCAGGACCCCCCCACAUGAAGGAGGAAGAAGAGCAGCCACAGCCUCUUUAUAUCAAUAGGGGAGAGAUGGCGUCCCGGCCCCCCCACGUUAAAGAGGAAGAAGAGGAGCCCCGGCCCCCCCACAUUAAAGAGGAAGAGGAGGAGCACAGCAUCAGCCAGGAGGGAGAGCAUCCGGAAGGACCGGAGGAGUUCCCAGUGAUCGGUGUCAUUGUGAAGAGUGAAGAUGAUGAAGAUGAUGAAGACGACGGUGAAGGUGAGGAGAAGAGAGAGGCGGAGCCUCCAACAGAAGCUGAUGGAGACCACUGUGGAGGAUCACCAGCAGAGAAGCUCUUAGCUCCACUAUCAGAUAGUGAGCACACGACGUCACACUCUCCUGACACUGAUGAUGAUGAUGAUGAAGACUCUACAGCUGAUAUGACAUGUCACCCUGACAACACACGCUUGAAAUGCCACCACUGUGACAAGAGCUUCCUUCACCGCUGCAGUCUGAAGCGACACAUGCGGAGCCACACGGGAGAGAAACCGUUUGCAUGCUCAGAUUGCGGUAAAAGAUUCUCUCGGAAUUCCGAUUUGACAAUCCACACGAGGACGCACACCGGAGAGCAGCCGUUUUCGUGUUCGGUUUGCGGUUUAGGAUUCGUGCGAAGUCAGCAUUUGAAGAUCCACAUGACGAUCCACACCGGAGAGAAACCGUUCACCUGUUCCAUCUGCGGUGCCGGUUUCGUACGAAACGGAGAUUUGACAACACACAUGAGGAGACACACCGGAGAGAAACCGUUCUGCUGCACCAUCUGCGGCGUGGGUUUCGUACGCAGUGACAUUUUGAAGACGCACAUGAGGAGACACAAUGGAGAGAAACCUUUCUCCUGUUCGGUGUGCGGCAUGGGUUUCGUACGGAGUCACACUUUGAAGACACACAUGAGGCGACACACCGGAGAGAAACCCUUCUCCUGUUCGGUGUGCGGUAAGAGCUUCGUGGAAGGCCAAUACUUGAACAGACACAUGAGAAAGCACACGGACGAGAACUUGUACUCCUGUUCCGUCUGCAAAAAAAGCUAUUCGGAGCAGUCGGCGCUGGUGAGACACACGAGGAUCCACACGGGGGAGAAGGUGUGGAGUUGCGGAGCGUGCCAGGAAAGGUUCUCUUACAAGUACCAGCUCAACAACCACACGUGUGGCGGCCAGAGCGGCGGCGGCGGCGGAUGAAGCCGCACCGCUCCACGUACACCUGAAGAACCUUCUAACGUCAUCACCACGCGCCGUGUCACGCGGUCGCCAUCUUGUAGUGUGUCACAUGAUCUUGUUCAUGGCUUCUCCCAUUUCCCUGCAAUAAAGGUCGGUGACGGAAUGCCUGAACAUCUUUUCUGACCGAACCACGUUUGGAAGACACACCAGAACUCACACUGGGGAGAAGGUGUUCAGUUGCAGCGUGCGCGCUCGAACCUUCUCCUACCAGCGCCACAGUCACGAGUGUGCUGACCCAUGAAGCCGCAGGACUUCACACAUCGUGACUUUGUCUGACAACGUCAAGGAGAACGUGUGACGUCAUUGUUGCGAGGGUAACACUUGUUCAUCUGAUUCACCCUUUCACU